GGCGGUUUCUUGAAAAGUGAAACGGUCGACUUUUCCUAACAGCAUCCUGUAGUGUUGGGGCAGAGCAAUGGGUGAAAGUAACAACCUGGUGAGUGGUAUAUCCACCCAGAACGACAGCAUUGCAGCAGCCGUAAUGAAAGAGCGAAGUGAAGCCGAGUCCUUGAAGACGGCAGUUGGUGUGGUUGUGAACUUCUUGUGGAUGCGGCUUAAUAAGCCUAUAGUAAUUGGAGUGGGAAUCCUGGUCCUUACUUGGUUAGUAAUGAGGAGGUCAUGUCUUUAUUUAAGGCAUGUGCUGAAGUGCUGUCAAAGAAGAUGCUUCAGAACACCAUUCCAAAAGAACAGUAUUGAUCAAAAGGUUGAUCUAAUGGAGUAUGCCGUGAGAGAGUGGAAAGGUACCACAGAGGCAGCUAAGCUGAUGAAAAAGGGCUACAGAGAAGUCUACAAGAACCAUAACAUUAAGCACAUACGUCGAGUGCGAGGUGAUAACUACUGUGCAUUGAGGGCAACAUUAUUCCAGGUGUUGAUACGGGGCUUACCUUUGCCAACAUGGAUUAAGGAGCAAGAUAUAGUCAAGAUCCCUGAAAAGCUCCUUUACUCUCAGGGUUGUAACUGGAUACAACAGUACAGUUUUGGACCAGAGAAGUACACUGGCAUCAAUGCAUUUGGAAAGCUUCGCAAGUGUCUUGAGAUGCUCAAGAGUCAGUGGAAUGAAAUGAACAGCAUAAGGGACCAAGAAAAACGAGAAGAAAUGUGCAAGGUACUUUUCUCUGAUGAAGACAAGGAAUACAAGCUGUAUGAGGCAGUGAAGUUCCUUAUGCUUUACUUGGUAAUAGAGUUCUAUGAAGAAAUGAAAAAUGGUGGGAACUUUCCUGGAUUUGUUACUUUCUUAUUUGCACGAGACACUUCAAGUGAUCCCUUAAGUUUUAUGAUGAACCACCUUAACCAUAUAGGUGAUACUGGUGGACUGGAGCAGAUUGAAAUGUUUCUCCUUGGAUAUUCACUGGAGUUGAAGAUAAGAGUGUUUCGAAUCAGCAAGUAUAAAACUGAAGAGUUUCAAUCCAUUUAUCCUGAAGAGUAUGGUAGAGAAUGGCAGGAAGUAAUCCUUCUCACUGAAGAUGAUCGACAUUAUAAUAUACCUGUUAUAGCAAAGUAAUAUGUUACAGAUAUGGCAUGAACUAUGCAGUCACAAUAAUGUUUUUUAUCCCUCAAAUGAGCAAACCCUAUAGCUGAGGGAAAUCUUGACUGUGUAAAAAAAUAACAGCAGUCCACCACUGUAGACCAAACAUGAAAUGUAAUGUGAUGCAGUCAUAAUCGCUGCAAUGCGCAUUUGUGGAGCUUUUGUCUGCGCUAACUUCCAGACUAACAGUACAAAUAACUGUGUCCACAUUGUGAAUAAGGAUUUAGUUAUCCCAUAUUGUAUCAUUUGUGCAAAAAAAUCCCUUCUCUGAAAGAAAGUGGUCAAGUAAAUCUGAACCUAUACUAUGGUUUUAAGAGAGUCGAUACUGUCAAAGGAACAGGCAUGCAAACAGCAUGGCAGAUGGCGGUUUCAUUUGGCAAGUGGUGGCAGCUGGCUGGAGUUUUUAAAUAAAAAUGAAUUAAUGUUUUUUUUUUUCCCAGA
Protopterus annectens (West African lungfish) is the source of this 1618-nucleotide messenger RNA. RefSeq names its product OTU deubiquitinase with linear linkage specificity like (gene OTULINL). The transcript has 8 exons. Gene Ontology annotation, molecular function: cysteine-type deubiquitinase activity. Gene Ontology annotation, biological process: protein linear deubiquitination. Bases 68 to 1153 code for a protein of 361 amino acids. NCBI's taxonomy places the organism in Eukaryota, Metazoa, Chordata, Ceratodontiformes, Protopteridae. The record is from RefSeq and is a predicted model, not a curated record. Gene Ontology annotation, cellular component: cytoplasm.